Molecule: messenger RNA, 2828 nt
Organism: Epinephelus moara (kelp grouper)
Lineage: Eukaryota; Metazoa; Chordata; Actinopteri; Perciformes; Serranidae
Gene: fnbp4
Product: formin binding protein 4
Exons: 17
Coding region: 75-2753 (892 amino acids)
Molecular function (GO): protein binding
Source: RefSeq, a predicted model, not a curated record
AGCUCGGAGCAGCGGAGCAGAGCCGCAGCGACGACGCCAGGGAAGGGAGCAGGCCCCCAGACUGACACACAGCGAUGGGUAAGAAAAGUCGCCUCACAGGAGGAGCAGUCGGUCGGAGAACGAUCCUGCAGCUUUCACCUCCCGGGCUCCGAAGUGGGAAUGCCGGAGAGAGGGAAGAAGCACCCUCGGGAUCCGAUGAUGAACAGGAAGGUGAUGGACUCAGAUUCGUGAGACUCCCAAACAUGAAGACUCCCGCAGUAAAGGCCACAGAGGGCUUGUCCCUGCUCGGAGCCUAUGAGGAUAGUGAUGAAGAGGAUGCUGGAGACAGUCAGCCUUCUACUGCUAACUCUCAACACAACCAGUCAGCUGACAUCGACAGUACAUUGGCCAAUUUCAUGGCUGAAAUCGAUGCAAUCACCACUCAGCCAAGUUCAGAUGAUGCCGCAUCUCAACCUACGGUCCCACAUACUGCCCCACCCAGACCUGAGGUUAACACUCAGCAGCCAGCCGCAAGUGAAGGACAGAACCAACAAAGCACAGAGUUUGAGUACAAUACUGAGUACUCACUUGCUGGAGUGGGUGUAGAGAUGGGAGACUGGCAGGAGGUUUGGGAUGAGAACUCAGGCUGCCACUACUACUGGAACACUCUGACAAAUGAGGUUUCCUGGGAGCUGCCACACUAUCUAGCUGAUCAGGUGCAAAGCCUGGGGCACUACGCCAACAGCUCUAGUGUCAAUGGCAAUGGCACAGUGCACGCAGCUUAUAACACCACAGAAAAUGCUGCAUCUGCUGCAGCUCCACCAUCGACGAAAGAAACCAAAGUGAAGGAGGUGAUUGAGAGUGUUAUAGGCCUCACAAGUGAAGAGGAGGAGCGCCGUGGAGUGGCUGCGUCUCUGCUUGGUCCUCUGAUCCCCUCUGAAGUGAAGGAAGCAGAAGAAAAAUGGAGAAAAAGACUGCUGAAAGGCUUGGAUGAGACUGAAAACAGUUUGGAUUCUGAUGGAGAAGGUGUUCGCCCUGUGGGAUCGCCCUCUACUCCUCUGCGGGACCCUGACCCAGUCCCCACUGUCCAGAAAGAUCCUGGUGCCAAGAAGCAGUCGAGAGACAACUCAGACGCUGAGGAGGAGACGGAGGAGGACACAAUGGAGCUGGAACUGGCUCUGGAGCGGAAAAAGGCUGAGCUCCGGGCACUGGAGGAGGGUGAUGGGAGUGCAGGGGGCUCCAGUCCUUGCUCUGAAACAAGCCAAGAAGCCUCUGGUUCUCGUGGCGUUCUAGUGAAGAAAAACAGAUGGAAGGCUGUCUUCCCCAGUGCUCCUAGCCCUGACUCUAACAGCAGAAGCUCAGACAUACAAGACAGCACAGAGACAGCACCUUCUAAAGUCCUAGAGAGCGUUGCAGAAGGAGAGGACAAGGAAAUGGAUGAUUCUGAAGAAAAAGCAGUUACAAAACCUCCGGGAAAAGAAGACAUUGAAACAGCUGAGCUCAAAGUGGAAACGCCUGAGCUCAAGUUUCAGAUUGGAGAACUGGCCAACACCUUAACCAACAAGAUGGAGUUCCUGGGAAUUAACAAAAAGGCGAUCUCAAACUUUCAGUUUCUUCUGCUACAAACUGAGACUCGGAUUGCUGACUGGAGGGAAGGCGCUCUGAAUGGGGUCUAUCUUCGCCGCAGGCUUCAGGAAGCUGCCGAACACAUAAAAUAUUACGAACUUAACGCCACCCCUAAAGGCUGGUCCUGCCACUGGGACAGAGAGCACAGGCGGUAUUUCUAUGUGAACGACCGGACCAGUGCCUCCCAGUGGGAAUUCCCAAAAGAGGAUGACAAGGAGGACGACCUGAAAGGCAGCCAAGGUAGCCAGUUACAGACUUCCAGUCAAGGGGACACCAAAACAGCGCCUGCAUCUGCUGUUGGGGUCACAGCCCCACCAGCACCUCCUCAGCCCAGUGCAUCAACCCUCUGGUUCCCACCUCAACCUCCUCUUCCUGACAGCCCACCUCCACCUGCACACUACCCCCCGCCUCCACCUCUACCCCCUGGCUCACCUCCUCCACCUCCUCCACCGCCUGACAGCGAUGGAGAGAUCAUGGAGGUGGAGAUGGAGAUGGAUGAUGAUAACGACGGGGAGCCUCCAGCCCCUGGAACGGAGGAAGACGGCAGCGGGAGGCCUCCUUUACCUCCGGGCACUGCUAGCGUGAAGAUUACGGAGACGUUGGGAUCCUUGGGGAAGGGUCAGAAACGUAAAGCCAGUCAGCUGAGUAAAGCCAUUACUAUUGGCAGCAGUCCCAUUCUCUACACUCAGCCUGCUGUCAGCGCAGCUCCUCUAAUGUCAGCAGCUGCCUACUGGGGUGUGCCGGCUGUCGCUGCCCCUUUGGUCCCCUGUGAACCUCCUGCCCCACCUGUACCUGCCCUGCCUCCUCAACCACCACUGCCACCAUCCCAGCCGCCCUUUGAACCUCCUGGAGCCAAAGCUGUGCCCACAGACAAGAUCAAGAAAGUGAAAAAGGAUAAGUCAAAGAAGAGUAAGAUCAAAAUGCCUUCCCUGGUGAAGAAGUGGCAGAGCAUCCAGAAGGAGUUGGAUGAAGAGGAGAAGAGCAGCUCCAGCGACGAGGACAGAGAUCAGCUCAACAAAAAGAGUAUCGAGGAAUGGAAGCAACAGCAGCUUGUGACAGGGAAAGCAUCCAAGAAUGCCAACUUUGAGGCACUUCCUGAUAACUGGCGGGACCGACUGAAGAAACGGAAGAUGGCGAACAGCACGUAACAUCCAACCUGGGUCGCACUCCGCCCAGUUAGCUUUUUUUUUAAUCCACUCCAAUCAUUACUAUAUGGUGAUCAU